Epinephelus lanceolatus (giant grouper) is the source of this 4784-nucleotide messenger RNA. RefSeq names its product ras-related protein Rab-37. The record is from RefSeq and is a predicted model, not a curated record. Gene Ontology annotation, molecular function: GTPase activity; GTP binding. Lineage: Eukaryota; Metazoa; Chordata; Actinopteri; Perciformes; Serranidae.
CAGCUGUCAUUGGGCACAAUGUCAGCCUCAGAGACAGACUGAUGUUCUCACUCACAAGAAACCCUGAGUGUUGUCGGAGCUGCCGACGUCCUCACGUGCUCAGUUAAUCAUCUGCCCACGCCAGGAUGCAGAGAAAUGUUUCCGCUUGUUUGUCAUCACCGCGUUCUCUCCUGACUGGUGGAUGUUAGACGCCGCCGCCGAUUGUUUUUCAAGUUUUGACCUGUCGCUUCCGUCUUUUUGACAGUGCGAUAUCAAAGUGUGAUUUUUUUUCUUCUUCUUCUCCUUCUUCCUCUCUCCUCGGGAAGCGCCUGGUGAUCAUUUUGUGGCCACACGCAGUAAUGCGAGCAGAGGGGCUGGAGGCUGGCGGAGACCGGGACUGAUCUUCACACACACCGUGCGCGUCUCUUUUCUUUCUUUGGACACAUCUCGGAGAGAUAACUGUGGUUUGGCUUCCUCAGCCCGCGCUCUCUUCUUGGCAUUGCGAUGUCCACAAGGAAGACAUCGUUGACGGACAAGCAGGCUAAAAACGGGACGUCAAAAUAUGUGUUGGAGAGAUGCGCUUCUAUUAACGAGUAUUAUGAUAUUGCCUUCAAGGUGAUGCUGCUGGGAGACUCGUCUGUGGGGAAGACAUGCGUCUUGGUGCGCUUUAAAGAUGGGGCAUUUCUGGGAGGCAACUUUAUAGCCACCGUUGGAAUAGACUUUAGGAAUAAAGUGGUGGAUGUCGACAACCUCAAAGUCAAACUCCAGAUCUGGGAUACAGCUGGCCAAGAGAGAUUCCGAAGCGUAACGCACGCCUACUACAGAGAUGCCCAGGCGUUACUUCUGCUUUAUGAUAUCACCAGCAAGAUGUCGUUUGACAAUAUCAGGGCUUGGCUGACUGAAAUACAUGAGUAUGCCCAGAAGGAUGUGGUCAUCAUGUUGCUCGGCAACAAGUCAGACAUGGCUGCAGAGAGGGUCGUGAAGACGGAGGACGGAGAGAAGCUGGCAAAGGAAUAUGGUGUACCAUUUAUGGAGACGAGUGCGAAGACAGGAGUCAAUGUGGAGCUGGCCUUUCUCGCUAUAGCAAAGGAGCUGAAGCACAGAGUGACACAGCAGCCAAAUGAGCCCAAGUUCCAGAUACACGACUACAUCGAGUCUCAGAAGCAAAAGUCUGGCUGCUGCGGCCAUAUGUAGCUGAUCCUGAUUACCAGGCAGAGAGAGACACACAGAGAGAGAUGGAGAGAGGGAGUUAGGAGUGGGAACGAGAUAAACAAAAAAAAAACAACAAAAAAACAAGAAGUCUGCUGUCUUAUGAAAAGCCAAUCCCAGCACCAAAUCUGAGAAGCGGACGACCUCGUCUUCUCCACUGAGCCUUUAGCUUGAAUGGAAAUCUGGAUUGGCUGCCAUCCCUUUUCUGAAAUGUGAAUUUAAAGCUCUUUUAUGUCAUGCGUAGAAAUGUUUGUGGUCUUUGUGGUGACAGUUGUAUCAAACUACAAGUCAGGAGUUACAAUUUGAAAUGCUAUAUCCAUCUGCAGGGACUAACAGAAAACAUUUGUCAUUCUACUCUCAUAGCUGCAAACUCAAAAUCCCUCAGUGUUGGAUUCAAGAUAUGGUUCCCUUGUGAUUUGUGUAGAUAUAGAGUUUUUUUAUUAUAUGGGUGAGGAAACAUCUGUGCUUUGCCUGGGCAGAAAUAUUGCACUCAAAACUACUCCCUCAAAGUCUGCUUGAAUCCACAGUGUCAGUACCAAAUAUCUAAAUAUCUUGUUCAGCUCUGAAUAAAGUACAAUUAUCAGCAGGCCAAAGGCUGAGAGGCAUUUCCAGCGUCAUUUCUCAGCACUUGCUAACACUGCCAGCAGGGGUCAGUAUCAAGCAGCAACCUCCAGGGCUGAAAAUUGCAGUCUCCCAUGAAUGCCACUCAGCCUUGCGUCCUAUUUUCCCCUGUGGCCACUCGUGGUAUUGCAGCAAAAAAAUCAAAAGACACAUCUGUAAAAUUGUUGACACCUUGAACUGCAAACAAGGUCAAUUAUGACCUUUUUGAUUAGGAAUUUUUGAUCCAUGAUGGUUUUAUAUUUGUAAAACUUUUCUCGAGCCAAAAAAAAAGUGAUUAAAAGAGAUUAAAAAACUGCACAUUUUGGUGAGAAGAAGUCAACCCAGAAGCUAGAAACUUUUCUUGAACAAUUAUCAUUGGACUGGAUAGGCACCAUCGUUGGGUCCUGUAUCUAGUCAUUACGAGAAAAUGAAGCCAACGCAGAAGUUCCAAAAACUGCACUUCCUUGAAGCUGGCUCCAACAGCGAAUCAAUCCCCAUAAACCCCAAUGUUAAAAUGCCAGAAAAAAAACAUGAUUACAGCCUGGUACAAAAAAUGGUUUUGGUCUCUUUAGCUAAUGUCCCUGCUCAUGACGAUUGUACUGGGGUUGAAUUUCUAUAUAACUCACCUGUUUAAAGUUCAACACACUUUAAGAGCUUGAUUCUACCUGGUUUUAACAUGUGUUGUGGUGAUCUGAACACAAGUGGACAGCCAAGACAGAUCUCUCUUCAUAUCUGUGUCUAUCAUGCAUCUCCAGGUGACCGAUUGUUUUCAGAUUUCGUUACUGCUUACGUCACUUAUUCUAGAGGGUAAAACAUCCCUGUGCACAUCUUAAGUGCUACAUUGUAGGCAGCUGGACUUGCUUGAGUCUCUUGAAGACGUUUCGCCUCUCAUCUAAGAGGCUUUUUCAGUUCUAACGGACUGAUGCAGAGUUGCAGGCUUUAAACUGUGUGUGAGUGUGAGCCCUUGCAGAGUCAUUGAGGUCACAUGUGAGCUCAGAGUUUCAGAGUCAUUAGAGUCAGAUGGGUCCAGGUGCGAAUGGGUGUUAAGUCAUCUGGGGAGGAUCCCAAGACUGCAUUGUAUUGCAUUGUAUUGAGGAUCAUUCCAGUUUGACGUAGAUGGCUUCUUUCGCCCCUUUCAAAUCGUCUUCUCGGGCUAAGAUGUGUACAUUUCUGUCCCUGAAAGAAUAUCCCCUUUCCUUUAGAUGUACAGUAAAUGGACAGCCGAGUCUUGACCCAAGGAGCUGGCUCUCCUGUGCAGGGCCACGUGCCUGUGGAGUGGUUGUUUUGUCCAGUUGCCUACGAUAUAGCACUUACGAUUACCAUGACCUGGAUGACUGAGAAUCUUUACUAACAUGCCCUGUGCACAGUUAUUAUAUCCACACGUUGCUAGCUGCUGGCUAGCAUACUCGCUAGUCGCAUUAGCGGUUGUGUUGAUACAGCAGAAUUUAACACAUAGGGCGAAACGAUGGAUGGUCAUGCAACACUUCAUCCAACUAGUUGUAUAAUGAGCAAGUUAUAGAGCAUUAGCACGCUGUUACCAAAACAACCACAAUGUCCUCCACUGAGGAUGUAAUCCUGAUACGUGCUUAUCGGCGACACAUCAGGAUGUAUUAGCAUUUACACUACAAAAGAUAUGUGAUCAAGUGCGUCCCAGACCACCUGGUUUGAGUCAUUGAAUGCGCCGUCCACUUGUGAUCAGAUCACCCAGGAGGACGCAUGUUAGUACCAUCUAUAAACAAGCUCUAUGAGUCAGAUCCACCCCUCACUCCUCUACAGCUUGCCUAAAUAAGGUCACUUCUGCCUCCAUAAAAAAACAAGAUGCCAAACUUGAGGACCUCAUCAAAAUAGGAGUCCAGAAACCAGUGGGUGACGUCACGGUGGCUACGUCCAUUAUUUUUAUAUGUAAUAGACCAUGGAGUCUUGUCCUGUUUUGUCAGGGUUAGGGAGAGCAAAGAGAAUUAUAUAAUAAUUAUAAUUCUAAAUACAAACAAAAGGACUUCAUUAACAUCAUAGGCCAACAAGAAUUUAAGUGAUAAUGUGUACAGCGCAUAAAAAUAUUUAGUAUAUAGUUUCUAUUUAAUUACAGCAGGACCCUGCUUGACCUCAUGUUUGUAAUGAAACAGUUUCAGUUGCUGAGCUUCAGUGACCUAGUCCAAAGUGACUUAACUACUUCAGCUUUGUCUGGCCCAGCUCAAAGCGGCGCAUCACAAAGUGAAGUUCGGCCAUAUUCUCAGAACAGUCGCCUUUUUCAUGCUGCAGUUUGCAGGCCUGACUCUUGAUAAAUGGCAGUUUUUAUAUAAACAGUGAAUAAGACUGUUGUUGUGGAUAUAGCAUUUUGCCAUGCAGCUCUUAGUUUGUUUCCAUCCCUGUUUAACCAGGCUGUGAACUGAAUCCCUUUUGGCCUUACAGUCUUCAUCAUUCUUCUUUGAUAAUUCAGUGUGUUUGAGAAGUGGACUUCAGUCUCACAGUCAGAUUGUAGCUAUAAUGAUCCCGUCUGUUCACAUCUGUACUGCUGUUAGAUAGAAUAAAGCCAACUUUUCGAGGGCGCUCGCCCACUGUGUGUCUGUCUGUACAUUCAAUUCAGGGCCAGUGAAACGUCAUUCCAAGUACUGUACAUGUAAAUGUGCUGGAGCAUCAUCCCACUGCUGCACUAGGCUUCAUACAAAGAGAUAAUUAUCACUAUUUUCACAUCUUUGGUUUGAGUUUCCUCAGCAUGCUAUCUGCCUUUCACACACACAGAUGCUCACAGCACUCCCAAACAUUCUUGUGUCUCCUUUAACGAUGGAUGUUGUUGUCUAGGCUGUACCGAAGCUGUAUUUGUUCAUGCACCGCAUCGUGUAACUCGUUUCUUUGUACAAUGUUCAUUAUGAAUGUUUGCUUGUCGAACUUGCUCAAUGUCACAUUUGUCCCUCUUCUUCUGAGACGUCACGGUGAUCACAAAGUGCCAUGAAAAAGUGCUUUGUUAUCAUAUUAUAUAUAAAAAGUAUAUUUUGUAA